Messenger RNA from Esox lucius (northern pike), 993 nucleotides. Its product is annotated as N-formyl peptide receptor 3-like. Gene Ontology annotation, biological process: inflammatory response; regulation of calcium-mediated signaling; positive regulation of cytosolic calcium ion concentration. Gene Ontology annotation, molecular function: complement receptor activity; G protein-coupled receptor activity. The coding region runs from base 82 to 993 and encodes 303 amino acids. The record is from RefSeq and is a predicted model, not a curated record. Lineage: Eukaryota; Metazoa; Chordata; Actinopteri; Esociformes; Esocidae. The transcript has a single exon. Gene Ontology annotation, cellular component: plasma membrane.
GACUCAGGCAUCUAAAACAGUUUCCUAACUACUGAAACAUCUGAUCUUCACAGGGAUUACAGGUCAAAUACAAGAAAAGCAAUGGAGUAUUAUGGCUAUUACAAACAUAAGGAUUUCCCUCUCAUAAACCCAAAUAUAUGCUUGACUGAUGGUUUCUGUAUCUUCUACCUGGUGGUCAACAUUGUCACCUUCCUGGUUGGGGUUUUUGGGAACGGCCUGGUCAUCUGGAUCGCUGGACUCAAGAUGAAGAAGACGGUCAACACCACCUGGUACCUCAGCCUGGCCGUGUCCGAUUUCAUAAUCUGUUUUGUCUUUCCACCCUUUUACAUCAUCAUCCUUUUUAAAGAGGUGUGCGUCAAGGGGCUUUUCAUGUGUAACUUCACCUUUGCUCUGAUAUUCAUCCCUUUAUUCAGCAGUGUCUUCCUCCUGGUCAUCAUCUGUGUUGAUGGCUGUGUGUCUGUGUUGUUUCCAGUCUGGUCUCAGAACAUUCGUACCAUCAACAAGGCCUCUGUUGUUGUGGUACUGACCUGGUUGUUGUCUGUUGCCCUCAGCACCCGCUAUAUGUUUGCGGGUGAAAAUUACAGGGACAAGAUAGUGGCAAGUCACUUCAUUGGUGGCUUUGCAGUGCCCUUCCUCAUCAUCUUCUUCUGUUACUCUUUAACUAUCCCGAGACGAAUGAUGAGUGUGCCCUCCAAGUCCCUCAGAGUAAUGACUGCCCUGAUCGCCAUGUUCAUCAUCUGUUGGUUGCCCUUCCAUGUCUUCAUGUUGUUACCCCCGAACCCCAUGUAUUACAGCCCAGAGGUCAUAAGAAGUGGCCUUAUAGUGGGAGUAACAUUAGCCACAGUCCAUAGUUUCCUCAGACCAGUGUUGUAUGUUUGCAUGGGGAACAAUGUCUCACAGACACUCAAGAGGUCCAUAGUUGGAAGGAUUGAGAAUGUCCUUGGAGAGGAAGACCCCCCCACCACCAGCCAUGAAACAUCCACACAAGGAUGA